Leptonychotes weddellii (Weddell seal) is the source of this 10284-nucleotide messenger RNA. The record is from RefSeq and is a predicted model, not a curated record. NCBI's taxonomy places the organism in Eukaryota, Metazoa, Chordata, Mammalia, Carnivora, Phocidae.
AAUUCGGGGGCGCACGCUCCCCGCGAGGUGUGAGUUGUCUCGUGCUUGGCAGCAGCCUCCUCCCUCAAUGCCUGGCUGAUCACUGCCACGGAGUACAUGGAAUUGCUCUGGCCGCUGCCACCCAGGUCAGACGAGAACUGAGGAAGAAAUGGGCUCAGCAGACGCCCCGUCUGGUCCCCGGGGCGUGAGGGGCGUGGUCAGGAUGUGCUCUCCGCAGGUGGGCGGGGCCAGAGUGAAUAAACUGCGUCUGCAGACUCCCAGCAAUGCAGACGGGAAGGGAGAGGGUUUGUGUGUGGGGCCGGGCGGCGAGCCCUAAGUCCGUCUCCUCACAGGAUGGACCCCACAGCUUGCGCCGAGCUGCUCAAAGAGUCUGGCAACCACGUCCUGAAGAACGGGAACUUCUCUCUGGCCAUCAGAAAGUACGACGAAGCCAUCCAGAUCCUCCUGCAGUUUUACCAGUGGGGAGUCCCCCCCAGGCAGCUGGCUGUGUUGCUGUGCAGCAAAUCGAGUGCGUUUUACAGCCUCGGGAAAUGGAAUGAGGCCUUCAUGGCGGCCAAGGAAUGUCUCCAGUGGGAUCCAAACUACGUGAAGGGAUACUACCAAGCUGGCUAUUCCUUACUGCGGUUGCUCCAACCUUAUGAAGCGGCUCGCAUGUUUUUCGAGGGUCUGCGACUUCUGCAAGGCACUCCAGACCAGAUCCAGGUUGCUGAUUUCCUUGUGGGAGUCUUCACCACUAUGGGCAGUGACCCCAUUGUUUUGCAAAGUUUCUUGCCCUCUUUUGAUCAUAUUUUUACUACUGGAUUCUCAACAGAAGUGUGGCAAUCUGUAAUAGAAAAGUUGGCGAAAAAAGGAUUAUGGCAUUCAUUCCUACUUCUGUCGGCGAGAAAAGACCGGCUACCAAGAAAUAUCCAUGUCCCAGGGUUAACACUGAAGAGUCUCUUUGAGAAAUACGUCUUCAUUGGACUUUAUGAGAAGAUGGAACAGAUGCCCAAAUUAGUUCAGUGGCUCAUCUGCCUUGGUGCAAGUAUUGAGACUAUAGGACCAUACCCUCUUCAUGCCCUCAUGCGACUCUGUAUCCGAGCAAAGGAAAACCAUCUUUUCAGGUGGUUAAUGGACCACAAGCCCGAGUGGAAAGGCCGCAUCAACCAGAAGGACGAGGAUGGCUGCACUGUCCUCCACGUCGUCGCCACGGCCCCCUACACAGGAUACCUUAUCAAGCGGCAAACAGAGGAUGUGCAGAUGCUCCUGAGCUUUGGGGCAGACCCUACCCUGCUGGAUCGACAGUCCCGCUCUGCCAUGGAUGUCCUGAAGAGGAAUAAGAACUUCAAAGCCAUUGAGAAAAUCAACAGUCACUUGGCAAAGCUGGCUGCAUGUUCUAAGGACCUAUCAGGACUGAACAAUGGUGACGGACCUGUUAGUGAGACCGACAUAUUCCGGAAGGCCUCUGAGCAGCUGGUGAAGUACAUGAACUCAGGAAGCCGGCUACUGCCUAAAAACUUUCUGAAGCAAGAAGUCGUUCAGAGGUUCUUGCGCCUUCUUUCUUCUCUGCAAGAAAUUCCUCCUGACCUGGUCUGUGACAUUAACCGUGACUGCGCCAACACCUUCAUCAAGUUUUUACUGGAGAAACAGAAAUGGCCGGAAGUGCUUCUGUUGCUGACCCGCAAAGUAAGCGGGGAGCCACCGCUGGGAGACUGCCUCAUCAAGGGCUGCAACUUCUCAGACCUUGACCUCUGCGCUGUCAUCCCCCGCCUCAGCGCCUGGGACCCUCGGAGGAUGCAGCUCCUGGGCUGCCUCAUCGACAGUGGAGCCUUGCCCGAGGGUCUCCACGACAGCCAGGAGACGCCGCUUGUCAUGUGCCUGAAACAUGAGGACUUCGAGCUGGCGUUUCUUCUCUUGACCAAGGGUGCAGACCCCCGCAGUAUCUCCCUCACGGAAGGGGAUACUCCUUUGCAUGCAGCACUCCACAUCUUUUUAGACAUCAAAGCUGACAUCGGUUUUAACUUCCUCAGCUACCUGUUGGAUCUCUUCUGGUCCAACCCCACUGAAUUUUGCUACCUCAACCCCAACAGCCAGGACAGCAAUGGGAACACGCUGAUGCACAUCAUCUUCCAGAAGGGCAUGCUGAAGCGCAUGAAGAAGCUGAUAGACCUGCUGGUGAAGUUUGACAUCAACUUGAACUUGAAGAACAAAGAAGGCAAAGACGCGAGGCACCGGAUUAAGAAGAACGAUGCUCUGCUCUUGGCCUGGAACAAAGCUGUGAUGGAGAACAAGCGGAGGAACCGGCAGGACUCUGCUGCCCACCCGGGGAAGCUCCCGAGGCCCACUGCCUCUGGUCACAUGUCUCAGCUCAAGUCCCAGGGUUCAUCCAAGUCACUGCCGUGCAGCGUCCCUGCCAGGACCCUGCCCGAAGGAACCAUGGUUCCUGACAGCUGGGAGACUCUCCCGGAUGCCCAGGCGAUGAGGCAGGAGGAGCCUGGAGCUGUCAGGCCCUGCUCUCUGAGAGACCGCCUGGUGCAGGACAUCAUGGGUUUAAUUCAGCAGGUUGAAUUGAAUACGUCCCUCUCUGAGGACUGUCCUCAGGACUCUGAGCCUCUGGAGACAGGCGUUGGUACAGAAGUAAAGAAGGACGAGCUCCAGCGAGCCCUGGGGCCUCAAGGCUCUGACUCCAGUGGGAACAACAACAGCGUCCUUGAGGCAGGGGAUGGAUGUGCUCAGGCAGGCCUCGUGGCCUCACAGCUCAUUCCUGCUGGCCACAGAGGGAGUGAGGGCAGCGAUGAUCCGGACAGCUGGAACACGCAGGACAUCGAGGCCUGCCUCCAGGACUUCGAGAACAUGACGUGGGAGAUCGAGUGCACUUCGGAAAUGCUGAAAAAGCUGUCCAGUAAGGUCAUGACGAAGGUCAUGAAGAAGAAAAUCAUCUUAGCUAUCCAGCAGCUGGGGAAUGGCGAGUGGACGCAGGGCCUGCAGAAGCGGCUGAAGCACCUGAAGGGACGCAUCCAGCUCUUCGAGGCCAAGCUGGACAAGGGGGCCCGAAUGCUGUGGGAGCUGGCCAUUGACUUCUCCCCUCGAUGCAGUGAGAACCCAGAGAAGAUCAUCGCUGCCACAGAGCGGAACCUGCACAGCCCAGAGAAGUCGGGUCGGGUCUACACAGAAAUCAUUCGGAUCUGGGACAUCGUCUUGGACCACUGCAAGCUGUCAGACUCCAUCAGCGCCAUCUGUAGUGCCUACAACCGGGGCCAGUCCUGUGUCCUGCGGAAGAAGCUGAAGGGCAUCCAUCAAGGCCAGAUGUCAGCCAACGUGAAGGUCCAAAAGCGCAUACCCCGCUUCUACGUGGAGGACACGGAGGCCGAGAAGAGCUGGGAGCACGUGAACCCCGAGUAUUUCCCACCGGCCAGCGCGGUGGAGACGGAGUAUAACAUCAUGAAGUUCCACAGCUUUAGCAACAGCAUGGCCUCCAACAUCCUCAACGACACAACAGCGACGGUGGAGUACCCCUUCAGGGUGGGUGAGCUGGAGUAUGCCGUGAUCGACCUCAACCCCAGGCCACUGGAGCCCAUCAUCCUCAUUGGGCGGAGCGGCACUGGGAAGACAACUUGCUGCUUGUAUAGGCUGUGGAAGAAAUUCCACAUUUACUGGGAGAAGGCUGAGAAGGCAGGAAGCCCGCUGCUGACCAAGCAGUUGUGGAUGAAGAGAAGGUUGGAAGUGGAACCCGGAAAGGAAGGUCCCCGGACGGAGGAAGAGGACAAGGAGGAGGAAGAGGACAAGGAGGAAGAGGAAGGUUCCAUGGAAGCAGAAACAACGGACAGCAUAGAUGAGGAGCAGGAUAGCGAAGCCUGUGCAGGGGGAUCCAGUGGGGAGCCGGGGGAGCCAGGCCAGGCGGUGGAAGUGUGCACCACAGAGCAUCCCCACCAGCUGGAGCAUUUACAUCAGAUCUUCGUGACCAAGAACCAUGUCCUGUGCCAGGAGGUGCAGAGGAAUUUCACUGAGCUUUCCAAGUCUACCAAGGCCACCAGUCACUACAAACCACUGGAACCCAAUGUCCACAAACUUCAGGACUUAAGGGACGAGAACUUUCCUCUCUUUGUCACUUCCAAGCAGCUGCUUCUCCUGCUUGAUGCUUCUCUGCCCAAACCAUUUUUUCUGAGAAAUGAAGAUGGCAGCUUGAAAAGAGCCAUCGUGGGAUGGUCCAACCAGGAAGAGUUGACCAUCCCCAAUUGGCAAGAGGAUGAGGAGGAGGCCGAGGCAGAUGGGGACAAUGGCGAGGAGGAUAAAGCUGCAGAAACACGUAUGUGUGACAGUGACCCCCGGGUGUAUGUGACAUUUGAGGUGUUCACCAAUGAAAUAUGGCCCAAAAUGAUCAAAGGGAAAACCUCCUACAACCCCGCACUGAUUUGGAAAGAAAUAAAAUCUUUUCUGAAGGGGUCUUUUGAGGCCCUCAGCUGCCCCCAGGGGAGGCUCACAGAAGAAGCGUAUAAGAAAUUAGGGAGGAAGCGGUCCCCCAAUUUCAAGGAAGACCGGAGCGAGAUCUACAGUCUCUUCUGCCUGUACCAGCAGAUCAGGUCUCAGAAAGGUUAUUUUGACGAAGAAGAUGUUCUGUAUAACCUGUCCCGGAGGCUGUCGAAGCUCAAGGUGCUCCCGUGGUCCAUCCAUGAGCUCUAUGGCGAUGAGAUUCAGGACUUCACCCAAGCCGAGCUGACACUGCUGAUGAAAUGCAUCAAUGACCCCAACGCCAUGUUCCUCACGGGGGACACGGCCCAGAGCAUCAUGAAGGGCGUGGCCUUCCGCUUCAGUGACCUGCGCUCUCUGUUCCACUAUGCCAGUAGAAACACCGUGGACAAGCAGUGUGCAGUCCGGAAGCCCAAGAAGAUCCACCAGCUGUACCAGAAUUACAGGUCCCAUUCGGGGAUCCUCAAUCUGGCAUCUGGGGUGGUGGAUUUACUUCAGUUCUAUUUCCCGGAAUCUUUUGAUCGCCUUCCCAGGGAUUCUGGCCUCUUUGGUGGUCCCAGACCAACUGUCCUGGAGUCUUGUAGUGUGAGCGACUUGGCAAUUUUGCUACGAGGGAACAAAAGGAAAACCCAGCCUAUUGAAUUCGGAGCCCACCAGGUAAUCCUUGUAGCUAAUGAAAUGGCAAAGGAGAAAAUUCCAGAAGAACUGGGGUUAGCCCUUGUGCUAACCGUGUAUGAAGCGAAAGGUUUAGAAUUUGACGAUGUCCUCCUUUACAACUUUUUUACUGACUCUGAGGCUUACAAGGAAUGGAAGAUCAUUUCUUCAUUUACGCCUUCAUCAUCUGACUCCAGAGAGGAAAACCGACCACUGAUUGAAGUGCCCCUGAAGAAACCCAGCUCCUCCCAGCGUCGGUCUCUCAUGGUGAAUCCAGAAAUGUACAAGCUCCUCAAUGGAGAGCUGAAGCAACUAUAUACUGCCAUCACACGGGCCCGGGUUAACCUCUGGAUCUUUGAUGAAAACCCAGAGAAGCGGGAGCCUGCUUUCAAAUAUUUCAUGAGAAGAAAUCUUGUCCAAGUUGUGAAGACAGAUGAAAAUAAAGGGUGCUAUGCAGUGGUGGUGGGGGUAAUUGACCAGGCCAAUUCCCUUUGCCUCGAAGACUGUGGGACUGUGGUGUGGGAUAUACUGACUUUGAUCAGCAGAGUAAAGGGGAGCAUUCAGAGCCUCAUUAAUCUCACUCUAACUCAACCACAUGCAUACCUGGCAGAAGAGAAAAAUCACAGUUUGGGUAAUAAGAGGAAGGUUACUGUCCUGCUGGUUGACAUUUGUGUUGUCUGUCAACGCAGGUACGAAGAAAUGCUAAGGGCCAAGACCCUUCCCAUAUCCAAGCUGUCUUAUUCUGCCAGUCAGUUUUACCUGGAAGCGGCAGCAAAGUACCUGAGUGCAAAUAAGAUCAAGGAGAUGAUGACUGUCCUCUCAAAGCUAGACAUAGAAGACCAGCUGGUGUUCCUGAAGUCUCGCAGACGGCUUGCAGAAGCUGCAGAACUGCUGAACAGGGAAGGUCGGCGAGAAGAGGCUGCCUUGCUGAUGAAGCAACAUGGCUGCCUGUUGGAGGCCGCCAGGCUCACUGCCGACAAGGACUUCCAGGCCUCGUGUCUGCUGGGGGCUGCCCGCCUCAAUGUAGCCAGGGAUUCAGAUGUAGAGCACACCAAGGCCAUUCUGAGAGAAGCCCUUGACCUCUGCUCUCAAACCAAUCAGUUGUCUGGCAUCGCUGAGGCCCAUUUCCUCCAGGGGGUGAUCCUGAGAGACUUUCAAAAGCUCAAGGACGCCUUCUUCAAGUUUAACACACUCAAUCACUCAGCUGGAGUGGUGGAGGCGCUCUACGAAGCCACCAGCCAUUGUGAGGCCGAGCCUGAGAAGGUCCUGGCCCUGGCUCCGGGGGGUCUGGAAGUCCUCCUCCAUCUGGUCAGGGCCCUCAAAAGAGUAACCAACAAUGCAGAGAAGGAGAUGGUCAAGUCUUGCUUUGAGUUUUUUGGAAUUUCUCAGGUGGAUGCCAAGUAUUGCCAGAUAGCUCAGAAUGACCCUGGGCCCAUAUUAAAAAUAAUUUUUGACCUGGAUUUGAACUUGAAAGAGAAGAAAACAAAAGACUAUUUCUUGAUAAUGACUGACCAAGUGAAAUUAGCCCUCAACAAACACCUUUUGAGUAGGCUGUGUCAGAUCACACAGAGCCUGCUUGGGAAGACCUACCCAGGCAUCUGCAUGAGGUUUAUUGUAGGCUUGAAAUGUGAGGAUGAAAACUGUAAAGAUUUCCACAGGCCUUUGCGGCGUUGCGAGGCCAAGUGUUUGGUUCAGUCAAAAAUGCACUUGGUGGCCAUCAGUGGGUUGCUUUUGGAAGCCAAAAAAGUAUUCCCUAAAAUCUUGGCAGAAGAACUUGAAGACAUUGAUUAUAUUUUGCCUACAGAUAGGUAUGGCCUUUGCAAAUCCUUCCUGAAUGUCCUCUUCCCUAAGCAUUUCCAUCAGAGAGUGUUGUCAGAAAACCCCAUGGCAUGCAAAGAAAUCCUCAAAACAAACUACAAAUCCUUUCGAUCCUGCAGGUCUGUUCUGAAAGAGUACAUCCAUUUUUUGUUUCAAAACGAAAGGGCACGAAGCCGCCGGGAGUCUACGGACCUGUGGCUGAGCGCCAUGCAGGCUUUCCUUGUCUCCUCCAACUAUCCGGAGGAGUUUGAAAAGCUGCUCCACCAGGAGGAGGACAACUACAACAGGGAACUCAAAGCUCUAGAGGCUGAGAAAGAGGAAAGGGGCAGGGGGAGAGGCAGCAAGAUGAAGGGGAUAGAAGGAAAAUUCGGCAUGUUGGCGCCCAACAAGGAUGACGACAAUACCGAGAAGACCCACCUUUGCUUCAUCCGGCUGCUGGAGAAUUGCAUUGACCAGUUCUAUGUAUACAGGAACCCAGAAGACUGCAAGAGGCUCUUUUUCCGCUUCAUGAAUGUCCUGGUCAAGAGAUGCAAAGAACCGCUCAUCCCCAGCAUCGGGAACACCGUGGCCCUGUUGGAGUUCCAGUUUGUCCACUGUGCGGUGGUUCUGGCCCGCCUCUGGAAGAAUGCCAUCCUGUGCCUCCCCAAGAGCUACAUCGCGCUCUUGCACUACUGGGAGUUCCUGUUCAGCAAGAAGGACAGGGAGCUCGGAGACGUGUUCUGCAUCAUUCAGGAAUACAAACCCAAGGACGUGACAAGGGCCAUUCAGGAUUUCCGGUUCCACCUCUCCUACCUUGUCAAGGUGCUCUGCGGCUGUGAGAACGUGAACUUCAACGUCCUGCUCGAUGCCUUCGCUGAGAUAGACUACGUGGUGUCUGGUGAGGCAGAGCGGACCCUGGUGCUGUGCCUGGUGAUGCUGGUGAAUGCCGAGGAGCUCUUGCAGCCGUACUGCAAACCUCUUCUGCACCGCCACUUCCAGGAGAUCCAGAUGAGGCUGCAGCUGAUGAGCAUGGACUGCCCGGACCAGGUUCCCGAGAGGCUCCUGAAAGUGGUCAAGCGGGUGUUGACGGCGGUCACCGUGAAGUCUGUGGCUGAGGCGCUGCAGGACCUGCUCUCUGAGCGGGACGAAGAGUACCUGAUGGACUGCCACUGGCGGUGGGACAGCGUGCACACCAAGGGGUCCGUGGUGCGUGGCCUCUAUCACGAGGAGGUGAAACUAAGCCGCCUGCUCUGUGUGGACUCCGUGGACUACUCUGCUGAGCCAGAGUGCGAGUUUGGUCAGGACGAGACAGAGGAGCUGGCCUUGGAAGACCGGGACCACCUCCUGGCUGCUAUCCUUUCCCAGAAGCAGCGGAAGGCUUCCAUCCAGCGGAAGCUGAGAAGGGCCUGCCUGGUGGUGUCCCUGUGCAUCAGCUGGAGGAGAAGGGUGAGUGCGCAGACAGAGUGCUUCCGAGAGGAGACCAGGGAGCCCGGGGCCGGGAACUUCAAGAAGGCCGACGUCGACAGGACCCAGUGCGACCUGUGUGGGGUGAAGUUCACCCGAGGUCCUGACAACUAUUUCAGCCCCGGGAAGGCAUUUGAGGGAGAGGCUUCAGAGGCGGUGGCCAUUUCCAGGGCCGAGCUGGGAGACACAGAGGGUCAGGAGAGGAAUAAUGAGUCUUACGAGCAGCACAUCCUCCUAGAAGGUCAUCAGAGGCAGCAGGUGGCCUAUCAGAAGUACUCGGAAUUUUUCCGUGAGAACGUGGACCCGGCCAUUGAUGAAGGCAAGCUGGUGGUACAGGACAUUGAGCAGAGCAUGUGGAUCCGCAGUCACCUGGGCUCCAAAGAGCACAGCCACAUGCUGCAGAGGAAGGUCCAGGAGAACAUCAAGAAGGUUUUGGAUACGGUGGAGGACCUCUACAGGCGCAAGGCCUGGGCUGGCGCGGAGGAAGUGAUGGUUCGGUUGGUCAACAUUCUCAUCCCGUCAGUCAGGGAUGCGCAGGAGUGGCUGAUGAAGACAGAACUCCACUUAAAGGAGGAAGGUAUCAUUCAGGAAGAUGAUUACGAAAAUGAAGUGGAAGAUUUUGGUGAGCUCCGUCCUCGAAGGCGUCCGCGGAAAUGUGGAAAGCAGAGAAAAUACUAACGUCCACACAGCUCCUGCCUCCUAGGCCUUCAGAACAUUCCAUCCUGACUUAGAAUUCUGAGUGCUGGAGCAGAAGAGAAAAGGAAUGUAAAUUAGCUUAAAAAAGUAGGGGAGUCUAGCAACACCUUUGAUUUUUGUUCUUGUUAUUUUUCUCACCGGUGGCUUUGACCUGAUCACUCUGUCGCCUGGAAGUCUAGCAGUGGUAAUUCUCUCUAGAACUUGUUCAGAUGAGAGGAGUCAUAGCUGAAAUAACCUCGGGAUGCCUCACCCCAAAGCUCUGAGGUUCUCUGGCGCAUCCCCAUUGUGACGUGAGUCAUCAGCAAGGGACAUCCCUCACCUCAGAGUUGGCGCUGCUCCUGGCAGGGAAAUCCCUCCAUGGGUUCCCUCAUCUCCUUUCACGUGGCUGCAGGGUCAGGAACCCCAUGUGCGCCCGGGGUCCCUGUGGGCCCACCGCUGGCCACUUGUGACCCCAGGACAUACCCUCUGGUCAUCUCUGAACCUACUUGUAGCAAGGUCCCUUCUGUUAUGUACAGUAGCUUCUUCUGUCUGCGCACCCUUUCUGCCCUCCUCCUCCCCAUUUUUUUGGGGGAUGAUUUUCAGCUCCCUGUGCAAGUCACGGUUAGACUACCUCAGAAUGUAGUCCAGAACUCCCCCCCCCUCCCCCCCCCCCCCGCGUCCUGUGGGCGGGAGCCUCAGGACUUUUGCCCUAGGAGGCAACCUGGGGGAUGUUGCGGGGGGGUUCCCAGCCUGCCUCUCCAAGAUGGUCCUAACUCUGCCUUCGCUAUGGUGCAGACAUUCCAAAAAGUGUUUGUAUGUGGCCCUAUGUGUCUCGUUUUCUUGUUUGAAGGACGCUAUUAUAGCUUCACGCCCAGGCCCCACUGAGCCAGCGGCCAUCAGUGUGGUCCCAUUCUGGAGGCCUCCAUGCCACUCAUGGCUCCUGCCCACCCUCUCCCCUGCCCCUCAGCCCAGCCUGCUGUGAAAGCUCGGGUUAUGUGGGCCCUUCAUCGCUCUGUCCGCACAGCAAAGCCAGCUUGCUCCCCGUGUUCUGCUGCUUUUGCUGCUUAUUGUUUUCUCCUUAUUGUCUUUCUAAAUGACUCUGUUUCCUUGUUUCUAAUUUUUAUUAGGUUGUGUUUCUAAUUUUUAUUCCAGAUGUUUUUUUUAUAAACUUGCCAGAACACAAGGGAAAAAACCCAAUCAGAUCUUACUGUAUUAUCACAUUUUUAUAAAGUUAAAUCAUUUCUCUUA